This is a messenger RNA of Hippocampus comes (tiger tail seahorse), 1950 nucleotides long. It is a transcript of the gene cct5, whose product is annotated as chaperonin containing TCP1, subunit 5 (epsilon). The coding region runs from base 140 to 1765 and encodes 541 amino acids. The record is from RefSeq and is a predicted model, not a curated record. NCBI's taxonomy places the organism in Eukaryota, Metazoa, Chordata, Actinopteri, Syngnathiformes, Syngnathidae. The transcript has 11 exons. Gene Ontology annotation, molecular function: ATP binding; ATP hydrolysis activity; ATP-dependent protein folding chaperone. Gene Ontology annotation, biological process: protein folding.
CUUAACGCUCGUGGAGUCUUCCAGAAGUCGCCGGCAGAUCCGUGCGGCUUGGACCUCCCCAACUCUCCAGAUUUUCAUCUCUCAAACUCAUCAUUUUAUCCGGGAAAAGUCAAAUUGGUACCCCAAUUUCUCCGUCAACAUGUCAACGUUGGGCACGCUUGCCUUCGAUGAAUAUGGGAGGCCAUUCAUCAUCAUUAAAGACCAGGAUAAGAAGACAAGGCUAACGGGCAUUGACGCACUGAAGUCUCAUAUUAUGGCAGCCAAGGCAGUUGCGUCAACGCUGAGGACAUCAUUGGGACCGAACGGAUUGGACAAGAUGAUGGUUGACAAAGAUGGAGAAGUGACUGUCACCAAUGAUGGAGCCACUAUUCUCAGCAUGAUGGAUGUUGACCAUCAGAUUGCAAAACUUAUGGUGGAGUUGUCCAAGUCCCAAGAUGAUGAGAUUGGGGAUGGAACUACUGGAGUUGUUGUAUUGGCUGGGGCUCUUCUUGAACAAGCUGAGCAGCUCCUGGACCGCGGAAUCCACCCCAUCAGGGUCUCCGACGGUUACGAUCAGGCCGCACGUAUUGCGAUUGAGCAGCUCAACAAAAUCGCAGAAACCUUUCCGUAUGAUCCCAAUAACACAGAACCCCUCAUUCAGACCGCCAUGACAACACUGGGAUCUAAAGUCAUCAACCGGUGCCACAGGCAGAUGGCAGAGAUCGCAGUCAAUGCUAUUCUCACCGUGGCUGACAUGGAGAGAAAAGAUGUUGACUUUGAGCUCAUCAAGAUGGAGGGUAAGGUAGGAGGCAAGUUGGAGGACACACAGCUCAUCAAGGGCGUCAUUGUCGACAAAGAGUUCAGUCACCCUCAAAUGCCAAAGGUCCUGAAAGAUGUUAAAAUUGCUAUCCUUACCUGCCCGUUUGAACCCCCUAAGCCCAAGACCAAGCAUAAGUUGGAUGUCUCCUCUGUUGAGGACUACAAAGCUCUCCAGAAGUAUGAAAAGGAGAAGUUUGAAGAGAUGAUCCAGCAGGUCAAAAGCAACGGUGCUAACUUGGCCAUCUGCCAGUGGGGCUUUGACGAUGAAGCCAACCAUCUUCUGCUCCAGAGCAAGUUACCUGCUGUCCGCUGGGUCGGAGGGCCAGAGAUUGAGUUGAUUGCCAUCGCGACCGGGGGCCGCAUCGUGCCGAGGUUCUGUGAGCUGACUCCAGAGAAGCUUGGCACUGCUGGCCUGGUGAAGGAGAUUUCCUUCGGCACCACAAAGGAUCACAUGCUUGUGAUCCAGGACUGCAAGAACACCAGGGCUGUGACCAUUUUCAUCCGUGGUGGCAACAAAAUGAUUAUUGAUGAGGCCAAGCGUGCGCUCCAUGAUGCUCUUUGUGUAAUUCGUAACCUGGUCAGAGACAACCGUGUUGUCUAUGGAGGAGGAGCUUCCGAGAUUGCUUGUGCUCUGGCCGUCAACCAGGCUGCUGACAAGUGCCCAUCAUUGGAGCAGUAUGCCAUGAGGUCAUUUGCAGAUGCUUUGGAGGUAAUCCCAAUGGCACUGGCUGAGAACAGUGGCCUUAACCCCAUUCAGACCAUGACGGCGAUCAGAGCCAGACAAGUCAGAGACAACAACCCGCACCUGGGCAUCGACUGUCUGCAUAACAACACCAACGACAUGAAGCAGCAGCAUGUGAUCGAGACCCUCAUUGGCAAAAAGCAGCAGAUCUUGCUGGCCACUCAAGUCGUCAAGAUGAUCCUCAAGAUCGAUGACAUCCGAAGCCCAGGAGAGUGCGAAGACUGAAGCCCCCGCCCCCAGAACAUCUGAAGGCUCGACUGUGCUCUAGAAUGUUGCAACCUGCCGGUUCUCGAGAUUGGAGGCACUUCCCCAGCACUGCGUCCAAACCGCACUGCUUACUGCUAUUUAUCAUUUGAUACAAUUUCCUGUUCUCGUAUCAAAGUUGCCAUUAAAAUGUUGGUCUGGAGAAA